This is a messenger RNA of Phlebotomus argentipes, 1666 nucleotides long. RefSeq names its product thiamine transporter 1-like. The transcript has 3 exons. Gene Ontology annotation, cellular component: plasma membrane. NCBI's taxonomy places the organism in Eukaryota, Metazoa, Arthropoda, Insecta, Diptera, Psychodidae. The record is from RefSeq and is a predicted model, not a curated record. Gene Ontology annotation, molecular function: vitamin transmembrane transporter activity. The coding region runs from base 106 to 1509 and encodes 467 amino acids. Gene Ontology annotation, biological process: transmembrane transport; vitamin transport.
UUCAGUGACAUAACCUCAAAAGUCCGUGCUGGAUGCGGAUUUGACCCAGAGCGCGGUCAGCUGGAGAUUCACGUGGACUUAUCGCGAGUGCUGUGCAGUGAAAUAAUGCAGAAAUGGAUGCGAAUUUCUCUCCUGCUCUGCAUCUUUGGCUUCCUCAAGGAGAUCCGGCCGUCAGAGCCUUUUGUUACGAAUUUCCUGCUCGGCGGCUGGAGAAACAUCACUGAGGAACAGGUGAGAAAGUCACCUUGUGCCUUCAAACCUGUCCCAGACUCUGCACUUUCUCUCUUUCCAGGUCAAUCGCGAUGUCUACCCUGUGGGAACAUACUCAUAUGCUGCGCAAUUAAUCAUUGUUUUCCUCAUCACGGAUUUCCUCAAGUAGGAUUGCAUAACAUCCAGUUCUGGUCAGAUUAUUCAGGAAUCUCCUCUGUUUGCAGGUACAAACCACUGAUUCUGGUGCUGGGCAUUUCGGGUGUGAUUGUGUGGAGUCUUCUGCUGUGGACAGAGACUCUGGAGGCUUUGCAAGUCGCUGAGGUGUUUUACGGCACUUAUCUGGCCACGGAAGUGGCCUAUUUCACCUACAUCUACGCCAAGGUGGAGAAGGAGCACUACUCAAAAGUCACAUCUCACACCAGAGCCGCCAUUCUCUGUGGGCGCUUCAUUGCCGGCGCCUCGGGACAGCUGCUGAUCUUCCUGCAGUGGAUGGAUUAUCGGGAACUGAACUAUGUCACACUGGGAGCGCAGAUCCUGGCCACGCUUUGGGCUCUCUUCCUCCCAUCGGUGAAGAGGAGUGUAUACUUCCAUCGCAAGGCCUCAAUUCAGCGGACCACCAACGAGUUCCUCUCCUCAGAGCACGAACUCGUUGUCACGCGCAAGGAUCACGCACUGAAGCUGCUCUGGGGACAAUUCCGGAGAGCCUACACGAGCCGGAAGGUUCUCAUCGGCAGCAUCUGGUUCAUCUUCGGUCUCUGCGGAUACCUUCAGUUCAUCUCGUACGUGCAGAUACUGUGGAACGCCCUCAAUGUGGACAACAAGGAGAUCUGGAACGGCGCUGUGGAGGCUGCAAUGACUCUCCUUGGCGCCUUCUCCGCCCUGGUGGCGGGAUAUUCCCACAAUAGCUUCCUGGGCGGCCGCCGGAGCAUCUUCCUUCUCGUGAUCGCUUCCCUGGGUGGUGGAUUGGCCAUCUUCAUGGGUUCUCACACGGAGAAUCUCUUCGUCUCGUACGCAGCUUAUCUCAUCUUUGGAGUGCUUUACUCGUUUGCAUCCACAAUCGCCAGUGCUGAAGUGGCAAAUCAUCUCGAGGAGGACAGUUUUGGCCUCGUGUUUGGCUUCAACACGUUCCUCAGUCUCGUGCUGCAGACGAUUCUCACACUCACGGUCGUGACUAGCAUUCAUCUGACCAUCUUCCAGCAAUUCUACGUGUAUGCGACGUACUUCGUCGCGCUGGGAGUAAUUUACUUCGCUGUUUACGUCUGGGACUUGUGUACAGUGCCCAAAUAUGUUCUGGAGUAAUCUCUUAGGGGAGAAAUUGUAGAAAGACUGCAAGUAGAGUUAGAAAAUCCUGGGAAGGGGGAAAUAUGAGUUUCGGCGGGAAAGGCGCGGAAUCUUGGCAGUGCUGGGAAUCGAAGUGAGUGCGCAGAAGAGUCGGGAGUCAGCUGGUGCUUCCCGG